GAGAGCGGACAGUUCAGUCCCGAUGAUGAGCUGGGAGGAAAGGACUGCUGUGAGUGCGGCUGCAGCGCGGACCAUCUCCCCGAGCAACAUGCACGCGUGAUCCGCUCAGCAUCAUCUUCCUCACUUCGCUUUUCCUUUUCUCCUUUUUCUCUCCGCUUGCAAAAACGUUACUGUGGCAAGUGCAAGUGAUGGGCACUCCGGAGUGGGCUGCUGCUGCCCACAAAGUGUGACUGCCUGCCUGGUUUUUUUUUGGAGGGGUGCUUAUUAUUAUUAAAGAACAUGUAAGAAACCCGCACGUUCGGAUUCACAGGCAACAUGCAGAAAGGGAUGAGACUCAAUGACGGCCACAUCACCUAUCUGGCUCUUUUGGCGAAGAAGGAUGGGACGAGGCGAGGGGGCUUGAGUAAGAAAAGCUCAGACAACACAAAAUGGCAUUCAAAGUGGUUCGCUUUGUUGCAGAAUAUGCUGUUUUAUUUCGAAAACGACUCCAGCUCCCGGCCGUCUGGACUGUACCUGUUGGAGGGAUGUAUGUGUGACAGGGCGCCGUCCCCCAAACCGCCUCCGUCAGCGAAGGAAUGCUUAGAGAAACAGUAUUACUUUACUGUCACUUUCAAUCAUGACAACCAGAAGGCUCUGGAGCUGCGCACAGAAGACGUGAAGGACUGCGAUGAGUGGGUGGCCGCCAUCACGCAGGCCAGUUACAGGAACCUGGCUACAGAGCAUGAGACCCUAAUGCAGAAGUAUCUUCAUCUGCUCCAAAUAGUGGAGACGGAGAAAACGGUUGCCAAGCAACUUCGACAACAGAUAGAGGAUGGGGAAAUCGAAAUAGAGCGACUAAAAUCAGAGAUCUCUGGCCUGCUGAAAGACAACGAGAAGAUCCAGUCAAAUCCAGAGGUGCCGCCCAGCGACGAUGACACAGAGAUCAAGAAGAUCAAGAAGGUCCAGAGUUUCCUCCGGGGUUGGAUUUGCCGCAGGAAGUGGAAAACCAUCAUCCAGGACUACAUUCGUUCCCCUCACGCUGAAAGCAUGAGGAAGAGGAACCAGGUGGUGUUCAGCAUGCUGGAGGCCGAGGCCGAGUACGUCCAGCAACUCCACAUCUUGGUCAACAACUUCCUGCGGCCCCUUCGCAUGGCAGCCAGCUCCAAGAAACCCCCCAUCACCCACGACGACGUCAGCAGCAUCUUCCUGAACAGCGAGACCAUCAUGUUCCUGCACCAGAUCUUCUACCAGGGCCUGAAGGCCAGAAUAGCCAGCUGGCCAACACUAGUGCUGGCGGACUUGUUUGACAUCUUGCUGCCCAUGCUGAAUAUCUACCAGGAGUUUGUGAGGAACCACCAGUACAGCCUGCAGAUCCUGGCCCACUGCAAACAGAACCGGGACUUUGACAAGCUGCUGAAGCAGUACGAGGCCAAGCCCGACUGUGAGGAGCGGACCCUGGAGACCUUCCUCACCUACCCCAUGUUUCAGAUCCCUCGUUACAUCCUGACGUUGCAUGAGUUACUGGCUCACACUCCCCAUGAGCAUGUGGAGAGAAAUAGUUUGGACUACGCCAAGUCGAAACUGGAGGAACUUUCCAGAAUCAUGCACGAUGAGGUGAGUGAGACGGAGAACAUCAGGAAGAACCUGGCCAUCGAGCGCAUGAUCGUGGAGGGUUGUGAAGUUCUGCUGGACACCAGCCAGACAUUCGUCAGACAAGGUUCACUGAUCCAGGUGCCGAUGAGUGAGAAAGGCAAGAUCACGAGAGGCCGACUGGGCUCUCUGUCUCUGAAGAAAGAAGGGGAGAGACAAUGUUUCCUGUUCUCCAAACAUCUCAUCAUCUGUACAAGGGGCUCCGGGGGAAAACUUCACAUCACUAAGAACGGAGUGGUGUCUCUCAUCGACUGCACCCUGAUGGAGGAGCCGGAGGGGACGGAUGACGAGUCCAAAGAGCGGAGCGGCCAGGACACGGAGCACCUGGACUUUAAAGUGAUGGUGGAGCCCAAAGACGUCCAGCCGUACACGGUCAUCCUCGUGGCUUCAUCCCGACAGGAGAAGUCAGCGUGGACAAGUGAUAUCAGCCAGUGCAUCGACAACAUCCGCUGCAACGGCCUGAUGAUGAACGCCUUUGAGGAAAACAGUAAAGUUACUGUGCCACAGAUGAUUAAGUCAGACACCAGCUUGUACUGCGAUGACGUCGACAUUCGCUUCAGCAAGAUGAUGAACUCGUGCAAGGUGCUGCAGAUCCGCUACGCCAGCGUGGAGCGCUUGCUGGAGAGGCUGACGGACCUGCGCUUCCUCUCCAUCGACUUCCUGAACACCUUCCUCCAUUCGUAUCGGGUCUUCACUAGUGCUGAUGUCGUGCUGGACAAGCUCAUCACCAUCUACAAGAAGCCCAUCAGCGCCAUCCCUGCACGCUCUUUGGAGCUCUUCUUCGCCAGCAGCCAGAACAACAAACUCCUCUACGGCGAGCCACCCACGUCCCCACGUGCCAGCCGCAAGUUCUCCUCUCCUCCCCCCCUCUCCAUCACCAAGACGUCGUCUCCGAACCGCCGGCGCAAACUCUCGCUGAACAUCCCCAUCAUCACCGGGGGGAAAGCUCUGGACCUGGCCGCUCUCAGCUGCUCUCCCAACGGCUAUGCAAGCAUGCACUCCACCAUGUCCCCCUUCAGUAAGACCACACUCGACAUCAACAAGCUCUACGUGUCCAGCACGAUGGCCAGCAAGAUCCCCGACGAGGGAGAGAACAAAUCCGAAGGCAAAGCUGAAGAUGCUGCUCUCAGCAAGCAAGAUCUGUCCGUCAGAGAAGAAUGUGACGAAGACCCAAGUCAGAGUGACGAGGCGGAAGCAGAAAUGUCUCCUCCCAAGUCACCGUCGACACCGAAGAAUGUCAAGUCCAAAAACUCUGAGUUCUCCCUGUUUUCCUUCAACAACGGCAUGGUGGUUUCAUCUUGCCGGGAGCUGGACAAUAACCGCAGUGCCCUUUCUGCCGCCUCGGCCUUCGCCAUCGCGACGGCUGGUGCCAACGAAGGCACGCCGACCAAGGAGAAGUACCGCCGCAUGUCCCUCGCCAGCACAGGUUUUCCUACAGAUCAGAGGAACGGGGACAAAGAGUUUGUUAUCCGAAGAGCAGCCACUAACAGAGUCCUGAAUGUGCUUCGUCACUGGGUCUCCAAGCACUCCCAGGACUUUGAGCUGAACAUGGAGCUGAAGAUGCGUGUAAUUGGCUUCCUGGAGGAGGUGAUGCAUGACCCAGAGCUUUUGACACAGGAAAGAAAGGCGGCUGCCAACAUUAUCAGGACUCUCACUCAGGAGGAUCCUGGAGACAGUCAGGCAACCAUAGAAGAGAUGACGCAGAUGGCCAUGGAGGACAGCAAGACUGAACCGUUCGACAGCCACUCGGCUUUGGAGAUUGCUGAGCAGCUCACCCAGCUGGACCACCUGGUCUUCAAAGUCAUCCCAUAUGAGGAAUUCUUUGGUCAAGGUUGGAUGAAGAAUGACAAGAACGAGAGAACUCCUUACAUAAUAAAAACAACCAAGCAUUUCAAUGAUAUCAGCAACAGGAUCGCCACGGAGAUCCUGCACUGGGAUGACAUCAACAUGCGAGUGGCCGUGAUCGAGAAGUGGGUGGCCGUGGCCGACAUCUGCCGCUGCCUCCACAACUACAACGCUGUGCUGGAGAUCACGUCCUCUCUGAACCGCAGCUCCAUCUUCCGCCUCAAGAAGACCUGGAUCAAGGUUUCCAAGCAGACAAAGACUGUGAUUGACAAGUUACAGAAGCUGGUGUCAUCAGAGGGCAGAUUCAAAAACCUGAGAGAGGCUCUGAAGAACUGUGACCCGCCCUGCGUCCCUUACCUGGGAAUGUACCUGACUGACCUGGCCUUCAUUGAGGAGGGAACCCCCAACUACACUGAGGACAACCUGGUCAACUUCUCCAAAAUGAGAAUGAUAUCUCACAUCAUCAGAGAAAUACGGCAGUUUCAGCAAACAGCUUAUAAGAUAGAUUUCACGCCGAAGGUGGCCAAGUACCUGCUGGACAACAGCGCAGUGAUGGACGAGGAGAGCCUGUACGAAGCCUCUCUGAGGAUCGAACCCAAGACGUCAUCAUGAAGAGGAUUUCUCUCACUCGACUCACAUGCAGAAUGCACAGAAAGGAGAUAUUAACAUGUACAUUUACUAUUAUUUGUGUUAGACACAGUAGGCUGUGCCCUUCCAGUGUAUGUUCCUCAAUGGACUCGUUGUGUGUUCUUGUUCUUAGAGACUGAGUAGAAGCCCAGAGAGGUUUUAUUUCUAUAGUUACAGAGUAUUUAUAUGUUAUUUAUUGUCUUAAAUAGCAUUUAAUUAUGAUAUUAUUUUGAACUACAGAAUGAAGAGAUUGGAGAGUUAGAGACUUGAUAUUUUGUUAUACUUGAACGGUAAUGUGGAGUAAAUGAAGCCUCUCAUUCAUGAGAAAUGGACACUGUUGGUGUCAGAAGUCAUGAAAAUUAAGCACACAAGAGCUGUGUAGUUGUAACUGCAGCAAUUUGCAAGCAAGUCUCCAUGUAACCUUUUUUCUUGAAACAUUGAUCUUGAAAAAUAUCACAAAUGUGCUACUUUCCACUUGCUGCACAAUCAUUUAUUUGAUCUUGAUCUUCAAAUCUGCAGCUUUCUGUGAUUCAGUGUCAGCUGGACUCCACAGCUACCGAUAAAAACUACUAAUACCAGAAAAGCCAAUACAAAUUGAAAAGCUACUGCAACCCAGUGCAGAUGAUUGUCAAAUUUAGAUAUGCUUUAAACACUUCAGCCCCUCUGAAUGGAGUAGAGGGAAUGACGGACUGACUCGUGCGGCGCUGUGUUUUAUAGAGCUGCUGAGGGAGAAGGAGAGCUGGGAGGGAUUACGGUGAAACUGACAGUUUGGUUUCAGUUUUGGAGAAAUGGCUAUUUAUGCUUUUCUUAUUGUCACUUUAUUCCCCUGGUGGGCAACAUGAUGUAUAUACAGCGUUAAGCACCAGGCAGUGUAUGUAGCAAAUGUAACCAAUUUUGAGCCACUUCAGGAAGGUAAAUUUGCAGCUUCAGCACUCUGACGGUAAAGGCUUAGUCUUGAUCUUUAAUCCUCUUUGGCCAGUGCAUUAUGGUUUUUUUGCCUUAAUCAUGAAAAGGAUAAUAUACCACAAAAGUAUGUAAACUAUUUUCUUCUACAAACUGCCAAUGAACCAGAAAUAUUGGCUGUGUAUAAUAUUGUGUAUAGGCAGUCUGAUGCAUUUCCUAAUGUGCAAUGUGUAACAAAAAAAAAGAAAA
Molecule: messenger RNA, 5253 nt
Organism: Cololabis saira (Pacific saury)
Lineage: Eukaryota; Metazoa; Chordata; Actinopteri; Beloniformes; Belonidae
Product: ras-specific guanine nucleotide-releasing factor 1-like
Exons: 27
Coding region: 316-4086 (1256 amino acids)
Biological process (GO): Ras protein signal transduction; positive regulation of GTPase activity
Cellular component (GO): plasma membrane
Molecular function (GO): protein binding; guanyl-nucleotide exchange factor activity
Source: RefSeq, a predicted model, not a curated record